AUGUUAUAAUAAUCUGGUUCUGCCUGUAAUCUAGGCGGCCAAAUCGUUAGGCCAUUGUAAACGAAUAAAAUUUAUGAUAAAAUGUCCAAAGAUAUCAAUAAAUCUUCAAUGAGUCUGGAUAUUGGAAGAAGAAAAAGUAGCAUUAUUAAACCAAAACUGGUACGAACCUACCAGCCGACUUACCAACUGAACUCAAAAAGGCGUUUUCAAGAAGAUGAUGUCAAGAAGAUAUUGAAAAGAAUUGUCGACGCAGAACUGGAGGAGGUCGAGUACAGUGAAAAGGAGUUACCUGAGCUGAUCCUUGGCCUGGCUGAAACCAUUCGCAAUGCCAUCAAAGAUGAAAACUAUAACAGGUAUAGGAUACUGGUGACGGUGACCAUCGGCCAGAGAAGGCAGCAAUCAGUGCAGAUAUUCCACUCGUUCUUGUGGGACCACGAGCGCGACGGUUUUGCCUUCUACAACUAUGAAAACCCACACAUCUUCGCCAACGUAACAGCUUAUGGUGUCUAUUUAGAUUAGAUUUGUUUUAAUAAAUUGACUUGAUUGUUA
This is a messenger RNA of Plodia interpunctella (Indianmeal moth), 549 nucleotides long. RefSeq names its product dynein light chain Tctex-type 5-like. Gene Ontology annotation, cellular component: cytoplasmic dynein complex; cytoplasm. The transcript is spliced from 3 exons. Gene Ontology annotation, molecular function: dynein intermediate chain binding. Lineage: Eukaryota; Metazoa; Arthropoda; Insecta; Lepidoptera; Pyralidae. Bases 82 to 519 code for a protein of 145 amino acids. Gene Ontology annotation, biological process: microtubule-based movement. The record is from RefSeq and is a predicted model, not a curated record.